Molecule: messenger RNA, 1317 nt
Organism: Maudiozyma saulgeensis
Lineage: Eukaryota; Fungi; Ascomycota; Saccharomycetes; Saccharomycetales; Saccharomycetaceae
Source: the annotation of a GenBank genome assembly
AUGUCAUCCAAUGAAUUAGACAAUACUCAACAACUUGGGGAAAACGAACCUAUUGAAGAAUUCAUUUCUACCGAUGAGGUUGCGCAAGAGGUUAUUCCAACAAAUGAUGACGAACAACCUGAUGACAAUGAUGAUGACAUGCAAGAUGAUAUUCCUAUGGACGAAGAUCCAACGAUAGAAAUCGAUAUGUCUAAUAACUCUGUAACAUAUUUCGAUAAACACACCGAUUCUGUAUUCACGUUAGCCCAUCAUCCAAAUUUACCAUUAGUUGUCUCUGGUGGUGCUGAUAACGUUGCAAAUCUAUGGACCUCACAUUCUCAUCCUCCUAAAAUGGCUGGUACCAUCACAACUCAUACUGAAUCUGUCAUUUGUUCUAGUUUUACAGCAGAUGGUAAAUUCUUGAUUACAGCAGAUAUGAACGGUAAAAUCUUGGUUCAUGCAGGUUUGAAAGGUGGUUCUCAAUGGAAAUUAGUAGCCGAAUUAGCAGAAGUUGAAGAAGUUGUAUGGCUAAAGGCUCAUCCAAAGGUCCCAUCCAUCUUUGCAUUCGGUGCUAUUGAUGGUUCUGUUUGGUGUUACCAAAUUAGCGAACAAGAUGGUUCAUUAGAUCAACUAAUGAGUGGGUUCGUUCACACUCAAGAUUGUACAAUGGGUGAAUUCAUAAAUCUAGAUAAAGGUGAAGAAGCUGUAGAAUUGGUUACUUGCUCCGCGGAUAGUUCAGUAGUAGGAUGGAAUUGUUACACUGGUCAACAAUUAUUCAAAUUAACUCAAGCUGAAAUUAAAGGUUUAGAAGCGCCAUGGGUUUCCCUAGCCGUCGCCCCAUCUAGUCUAACAAAUGGUAAUUUUGGUAUUGUUGCUGCAGGCUCUAAUAAUGGUGUCCUAGCAAUAAUUAAUGCCAACAACAACGGUGUUGUUUUACAUUUAGAAACCGUUGUAGAAUUAAAGGAUGAUCAAGAAGAACUAGAUGCUUCUAUUGAAUCGAUUUGCUGGUCUCCAAAGUACCCACUAAUGGCUGUUGGUCUUGUUGGUGGUCAAAUACUUCUAUAUGAUACAAACUCAUGGAGAGUAAGACGUAGAUUUGUUCUAGAAGAUUCAAUUACCAAGUUAAUUUUUGAUAACGAUGACAUUUUUGCAUCUUGUAUAAAUGGGAAGGUGUACCAAUAUGACGCAAAGACAGGUAAUGAGAAAUUCAUAUGUGUCGGUCACAAUAUGGGUGUUUUAGACUUUAUUAUUGUGCAUCCAAAGGAUAAUUCACAAUUGAGAAGGGUUAUUACUGCAGGUGAUGAAGGUGUUUCACUGGUAUUUGAAGUUCCAAAUUAG